Hordeum vulgare subsp. vulgare (domesticated barley) is the source of this 1972-nucleotide messenger RNA. Its product is annotated as benzaldehyde dehydrogenase, mitochondrial-like. Lineage: Eukaryota; Viridiplantae; Streptophyta; Magnoliopsida; Poales; Poaceae. Gene Ontology annotation, molecular function: aldehyde dehydrogenase (NAD+) activity. The record is from RefSeq and is a predicted model, not a curated record. The coding region runs from base 27 to 1658 and encodes 543 amino acids. The transcript has 8 exons.
GAUCACUUGCUGUGACAGGGUUAGCCAUGGCCGCAAGGAGGGCCGCUUCGUCCUUCCUCUCACGCCGCCUCCUCGCACGGCGUCCUGCCGGUUCUCUUCUCGGAGCAGACAAUGCACGGCGCUUUUUGCCCGGAGCCGUUUACAGGUUCAGCACCGCAGCGGCCGCCACCGCCGACGAGGAGCCGAUCAAACCCCCCGUGGAGGUGAAGUACACGCAGCUCCUCAUCAACGGCAACUUCGUCGAUGCAGCAUCUGGGCGGACGUUCCCGACGGUGGACCCCCGCACCGGCGAGGUCAUUGCCCGCGUGGCCGAGGGCGACGCCGAGGACAUCAACCGCGCCGUCGCCGCCGCCCGCAGGGCCUUCGACGAGGGCCCCUGGCCGAGGAUGACCGCCUACGAGCGGUGCCGGGUGCUGCUGCGGUUCGCGGACCUGAUUGAGCAGCACAACGACGAGAUCGCGGCGCUGGAGUCGUGGGACGGCGGGAAGCCGCUGGAGCAGUCGGCGGGCGCGGAGGUGCCCAUGGCGGCGCGGUGCAUGCGGUACUACGCCGGGUGGGCGGACAAGAUCCACGGCAUGGUGGUGCCGGCCGACGGCCCGCACCACGUCCAGGUGCUGCGCGAGCCCAUCGGCGUGGCUGGCCAGAUCAUCCCCUGGAACUUCCCACUGCUCAUGUUCGCCUGGAAGGUCGGCCCUGCGCUCGCCUGCGGGAACGCCGUCGUGCUCAAGACCGCCGAGCAGACGCCGCUCUCCGCGCUCUACGUCGCCAGCCUCCUCCACGAGGCCGGGCUCCCGGAGGGCGUCCUCAACGUCGUCCCCGGCUUCGGCCCCACGGCCGGCGCCGCGCUGUGCAGCCACAUGGGCGUCGACAAGCUUGCGUUCACCGGAUCGACUGGCACUGGCAAGAUUAUUCUCGAGUUGGCGGCGAGGAGCAACCUCAAGCCGGUGACGCUGGAGCUCGGCGGCAAGUCUCCGUUCAUCGUCAUGGACGACGCCGAUGUCGACCAGGCCGUCGAGCUGGCGCACCGCGCAAUCUUCUUCAACCAGGGGCAAUGCUGCUGCGCUGGGUCUCGCACGUUCGUGCACGAGAGCGUGUACGACGAGUUCGUGGAGAAGUCCAAGGCUCGCGCCCAGCGGCGUGUCGUCGGCGACCCCUUCAAGAAAGGUGUCGAGCAGGGACCUCAGAUCGAUGGCCAGCAGUUCAAGAAGAUCCUGGGCUACGUCAAGUCGGGCGUCGACAGCGGCGCCACCCUCGUGACCGGCGGCGACAGGCUAGGCAGCAGGGGCUUCUACGUCCAGCCGACUGUCUUCGCCGAUGUCGAGGAUGAAAUGAAGAUCGCCAAGGAGGAGAUAUUCGGGCCGAUCCAGUCCAUCCUCAAGUUCAGGGACGUGGGGGAGGUGGUGAGGAGGGCGAACGCGACGCAGUACGGGCUGGCGGCGGGUGUGUUCACGGGGAGCCUGGACACGGCGAACGCGGUGGCGCGGGCGCUGAGGGUGGGGACGGUGUGGGUGAACUGCUACGACGUGUUCGACGCGGCCAUCCCCUUCGGCGGGUACAAGAUGAGCGGCGUGGGGCGGGAGAAGGGACCCUACAGCCUCGGCAACUACCUCCAGACCAAGGCCGUCGUCGCGCCCCUCAGGGACCCCGCCUGGUUGUAGCGGCGGGGCAUAUCGUCGUCCUCCAACGAUACCGAUAGGAGGCGGAAAGGGCACCGACAACAACGCCGGCGAACUCUUAAGCCUGCCUUUGAAUAAACGGCGUCGUCAGUUUCUGGCUUACUAGUUCCAAAUUGUGUUUGGCGCUGCCAGUUUGGACCGGAAUUCUGGCUGGAGCGGCCCCCGUACUGAUCUUAUCUUGGAUGGCAUUGCUUCGAAUCUUACAUUCUUAAAAGUGAUCUCUAUUUUCUAAACGUGUAAAGUAUCCAUGCCAACGUUUCACUAAGCAAUGCAUUUAACUCUUUUCUUCGACUAAA